AUGGCGAUAAUUGUGAGAUUCUUGAGAGAAGUAUUCAAGGGUAUGACCAUAUUUGUCGUUCACGUUAUCUCCAUCUAUGUUACGCUUUACAAAACUGGUUUUAAUCUCGCUGAACCGGGCGGCAAAUUUGAAGUAUUGAUG
Molecule: messenger RNA, 141 nt
Organism: Funneliformis mosseae
Lineage: Eukaryota; Fungi; Glomeromycota; Glomeromycetes; Glomerales; Glomeraceae
Source: the annotation of a GenBank genome assembly